Molecule: messenger RNA, 12245 nt
Organism: Vanessa tameamea
Lineage: Eukaryota; Metazoa; Arthropoda; Insecta; Lepidoptera; Nymphalidae
Product: basement membrane-specific heparan sulfate proteoglycan core protein
Exons: 69
Coding region: 118-11142 (3674 amino acids)
Biological process (GO): animal organ morphogenesis; tissue development
Cellular component (GO): plasma membrane; basement membrane
Molecular function (GO): calcium ion binding; protein binding
Source: RefSeq, a predicted model, not a curated record
UGGAGUGUGAAUCGAAAAGUAAUUGGGACUGUUGCACAACAACGAUCGUUCAACAGAACUCGACCUGAUUCGAGCUGGUGGCGAAAACAAAGUCAAUGCGAUAACUAAGUGAAUAAAAUGUUUACACCUCAUAGAGGGACGCUCGUGUCCCUUUGUCUUUUGGCGAUCACGACUAGUCUGCGUGCCCAGAACUACAUCAGGCAAUCAUGUGGCGUUGACGAUUUCCGAUGCUACAAUGGAAAAUGUAUUGAAAGCUUAUAUCGCUGCAACGGAGUCAUUGAUUGUGCUUCUGGUGAAGACGAAAAGGAUUGCGAAUGUAGACGAGAUGAAUUCAAGUGUCUCGACGAUGGAUCUUGUAUCGAGCUCAGGAAACGUUGCGAUGGCUACAGCCAUUGCGGGGAUUCAUCAGACGAACAAGAUUGCUCGAAUGCAUAUUUUAAAUGCAGAAAUGGCAAGACGAUACCCGAAAAUCAGAGAUGCAAUCGGCAUUAUGAUUGCGACGCUGGCGAUUAUUCCGAUGAACAAAAUUGUCCAUGUGGUGACGGCGACUUCAAGUGUGACAAUGGUUACUGCAUACCUGCAUACAAAAAAUGUGACAGAACGCAUGAUUGUCAGGACGGUUCUGAUGAACGACAAUGCACUUACGGCACAGAAUGCAUGGCUUAUCAAUAUAAAUGCUCGCGUGGAGAUUGCGUUUCGGCGGAUUCAUGGUGCAAUGGAACUCGGGAAUGCUCAGACGGCUCAGACGAAAUGAACUGUCCCUGUAAAAGAGGCCAGUUCAAAUGUCACGACGGGUCUUGCAUAAAUAUUGCCAAGAGAUGUAACGGUUACACUGAUUGUCAACCUUACGGUGAAGAUGAACUCAAUUGCGCUCUAUCUCGCUGUCCAGCCGAUAGCUUCACAUGCGAUUAUGGCUCCAGAGUUUCCUGUGCCAAGCGAUGCGACGGCAUACAGGAGUGCGACGCUGGUGAAGACGAAGAUGGCUGUCCCGAGUGCAAUCACAUAUGCGACGGCAAGUGUCUAGAAGAUAGUAAGAUCUGUGACCAGAUCACCGAUUGUUCGGACGGCUCCGACGAGAAGGACUGUGACGAGUGCGACGGCCCGAAUGACUUCAGAUGUAAAAAUGGUGAGUGCUUAAAUGCCGCUCUGCGUUGUAACGACGUUCCUGAAUGUUCCGAUUUCAGCGACGAACAUGAUUGCAAUGUAACCAUGAUUUCAGAGCCAUCUGGCUGCAACGAGAAUCAAUUCCAAUGCCGAAAUAGUAUAUGCAUCGACAAACAGUUUUUCUGCGAUGGAAAUCCAGAUUGUACCGAUAGCUCUGAUGAAGAAAAUUGCCCAUGCGAAGAUGGAUACUGGCAAUGCUUUACUGGUCAGUGCAUACCUUUCAGUGGAUACUGUAAUGGCUACCCUGAGUGUUCGGAUGCAUCGGAUGAGAGCGAUUGUCCUACGACUUUCAAGCCAUUUACAACGGCUAAUCCCACUUAUGAUUCUACUCCGCCCUACCCUUACCCUCCCCACAUGCCAAUGACGACUCAGCGACCGAUCUACACCACAUCUUCGAUUCCUUAUGAUCCGUAUAGACCGAACGGAAACCAAGGAUGCGGCAAAAAUCAAUGGCGUUGUGAGAACGGGCCUUGUAUAGAUUCUCGUCUCCGUUGUGACGGUCACGUAGAUUGUCCACAUGACGACACGGACGAGCUCGAUUGUCCAGCUGGCACGCCCAUUGCUCUGGAUCUCAAGACUUACCCGGAUAAGCAAACUGUUCGCAACGCCCAUUAUGGUGGUGACGUGGUAUUCUCGUGUCGAGACGAAGGGUUACUCCGAGCGCCCGUGCGCUGGAUCAGAGAAGGUGGUAGAUCCCUGAAACCUGGUUCCACUGAUAGAAAUGGACGUCUCGAGUUAACCCAAGUGACUUCAGCUGACAGUGGAGUCUACAUUUGUCAAGCACCACGUUAUUUGAGAGAGCCUGGAUCGGAACUGAGAGUUACUUUGACUGUUGAAAAUGCUCAAUCAAAUACAUACAAACCGCCGUUCAAAUUUUGUCAACCGAACCAAGCUACUUGUGGUAACGGACAAUGUAUUCCAAAUACGGCCGUUUGCGAUUCAAGGAAAGACUGUUCUGAUGGAUCUGAUGAAGAAAAUUGCAACCUUAACGGCAAGUGUGAACCAAAUGAGUUCCAGUGCGCUAAUCGUAAGUGCGUCUUGAAGACCUGGCUUUGUGACAACGACGAUGAUUGCGGGGAUGGUUCCGAUGAACUGAACUGCGUAGCUACCGACCCGAAUCAGCAAUGCCAACCUUAUGAGUUUGCUUGUGCCAGCAACGAUCAAUGCGUUCCUAGAAGCUUCCAGUGCGAUACCUACAAGGAUUGUUUCGACUCGUCUGAUGAACUCGGCUGCAUACCGGUGCAUAUAACGAGGUCUCCAGCUCCAUCAAACGUUAAAUUAAAUCCUGGUGAUACCUUAACCCUCGUCUGCGAAGCCGUGGGUGUUCCAACGCCGCUUAUAUCUUGGCGACUUAACUGGGGCAAUGUGCCUGAGAAAUGUACUUCUACUAGCGUAAAUGGUAUCGGAACACUAACCUGUCCAGACAUGCAGUCGGAAGACAGCGGUGCUUAUUCCUGUGAAGGUAUCAACAACAAGGGCACAACAUUCGCUGCACAGGAUGCCAUUGUUUACGUUAAUAGAACUGGAGGAGUAUGUCCAAUUGGAUACUUUAACAGCGAGGCACGAUCACAAAACGAAUGUAUCCGAUGUUUCUGUUUCGGAAAAUCAAGUCAAUGUCAAAGCGCUGAUCUCUUCAUCUUUAAUAUGCCGACUUUGCUCGGUGAGGGAGGUACUAGGCUAGUUGGAGUUAACCAAGACUAUAACGGAGACGUCCAGGUCGACAAACAGCAAGUCAUCACUAACCAAUAUUACUACCAACCAUUGAAGAAUGGAGCAACGGUAACGAAAUUAGAACACGUGUCUUGGUCUAGAAAUACUGGUACACAUCCAUACAUUACUCUACCAGAAACGUAUAAUGGUAAUCAACUCACAUCAUACGGUGGCCACAUAAAGUAUAGAAUCACACCCCACUUUUCUAACCGAUAUGGUGCUAGCGAUAGCAUUCCAGAUGUCAUUAUUUUGGGUAAAUACCAAACAUUGCUCCACAAAAGUCGUAACGACCUUUUCCGCGAUCCAUACAUAAGCGCCCGCUUGACGCCUGGAAAUUGGCAGAAGCCAACAUCUAGAGGACUAGUAUCAGCUUCACGAGAAGACAUAAUGAUGGCAUUGGAUGAUGUUGAAUUAAUACUCUUGCGAGCUGAUUCAAAUAACGCCGGUGUUAAUAUAACUGAUUUCACUAUGGAAUCUGCUCAAAUGAGUAAUGUGGGACUUGGAGCUGCCAGUCUGGUCGAGGAAUGUUCUUGCCCGUCCGGAUAUAAAGGACGAUCGUGUGAGAAAUGUGCCGACGGAUUCGAAAGACAAAACUUAGGACCUUGGAACGGUACUUGCGUACCAAAAGCUCCAUGCCCACCACUCACCUAUGGCGACCCGAGCAGUGGUGGUGACUGCAGGCCUUGUCCGUGUCCAUUGACAAACAGAGGCAAUCAAUUUGCUAGCUCUUGCUCAAUUGGCCCCAGAGGAAAUGUAAUCUGUGACUGCCAACCAGGAUAUGAAGGAUCUGACUGUAGUUACUGCGCUCCUAAUUACAUCGGUAAUCCCUUGUUGGUCGGUGACUCUUGUAGACCUAAACCCCCAGACCCACACUGCAAUCCUCUAGGAACCAGCCAAGUUCGUCUUCCUGAUGAAUGUGUAUGCAAAGAAAAUGUCCAAGGACGUUACUGUGACCAAUGCAAGAACGGCUCGUUCUACCUGUCCGACGACUUCAGACAUGGUUGCGCACUUUGCUUCUGCUCUGGAGUUUCACAACAAUGUAUGAUCAGUAACUUGCGUCGUAAAACUACGACAGUACGUUUCAACGUACCACAAAUAGUCAACCAAGUGAAAUUGUACAAGAGUGCGCCGAUAGGACCUGCUGGUUCAGUCAGAUAUAACGUCCCCGUAGAAACAGACUUGCAACCUGAACUCGUUAGAGGAGAGAUUACUGUAAACAACUUAGAACGUUCGCAACCUUCCAUCUUAUACUGGAGUCUUCCUAUCAGUUUUGCUGGCGAUAAAGUUACAGCCUACGGUGGAUACUUAUCAUACGAACUUCGCCACGUGCCUACCUAUGGCGGUUUGAAAAACACGGCCGCUGACGUCCAACUCAUAAGCGACAACAGUCUAACUUUCCAUUACUUCGGUAACUUUAUGCCAGCUAACGACGGCUACUUAAACGCCAGCGUUCAGUUCUUAGAAAAGGGAUGGCAAAGACCCGAUGGCAAGCAAGUUUCCCGUGAACAUUUCCUGCUCGCCCUAGCCGAUGUGAAGACUAUACUGAUUAAAGGAACGUACACUAGCAAUACAGACGUAGCUUCAAUCGAGAGUGCUAGUAUUGAUACAGCUGAGCCCGAUGGCGAUGGUCCGAUGGCACAGCACGUAGAACAGUGCCAGUGCCCAAUGGGCUACGUUGGAACAUCUUGUGAGGACUGUGCUCCAGGAUAUACCAGAAGUUCAAGUGGCCUCUACUUAGAACAUUGCGGUCUUUGUGACUGCAAUGGUCAUUCGACUAUGUGUCACCCAGAGACUGGUGUAUGCUAUGAUUGUGCUGAUAACACGGCUGGUCCAAAUUGUGAAUUCUGCAAGGAUGGCUUCCAGCAAGACCAAAACAACAACUGUGUACCCAUUGACAAUACACCGAGACCAUUUAUAUGCAACUGUGAUCCAAGAGGCGAAUCUCUUCCUUGUGAUUCUUCUGGACGUUGUCAAUGCAAACAGAACGUUGAAGGAGAAGGCUGUGACCGCUGCAGACCUGGCACAUUCGGUCUUGACCAUAAUAACCCACUCGGUUGCUUCUCAUGUUACUGUUCUGGCGUCACUAAAGACUGUCACGAAGCCAGUCAUUAUUCAAGAAUACCAUUAGCUGCUCCCAUUUUCGGUGAAUCCUACGGCGGUUACACACUUAUGGAUUUAAAUGCUGACCAAGUCAUUAACGACCAAUUUAUACCGUCACCUAAAGAGAGUGAACUUAUGUAUGUCUUCUCAUCAAUACCCUAUGACGAGCUGUACUGGUCCUUACCUGUUUUCCCAGGAAAUCGAGUUCUGUCCUAUGGAGGCACUCUAUCACUAACACAGAAAUUCCUCAGUGGUGAUCCUGAAGAAUCAACACCUGGUAGGGAUGUUGUUCUCGUUGGUGAAUACCUCUCAAUUUACUGGAACAACCCAACUACUAUGAGAUCUGGCGAAGCUUUGAGCUAUCAAGUUCCAUUACGUGAGACCAACUGGUAUAAAUUGAACUCACCCGAAGCGGCUAGUCGUGAUGAAUUUAUGUCUGUGCUUAAGAACCUGAAGAGAGUAUUAGUCCGAGCUACGAUUGCAGAAAAUAUUACAUCAACUGCAAUUGCUGAUGUUUCUAUGGAUACUGCUGUCGAGAGCUACGAUGCUGCAGCUCCUGCGGCUAAGGGUGUUGAGGUAUGCAUGUGCCCAGAAGGUUACACUGGCACUAGUUGUGAGAACUGUGCUGCUGGUUUCUAUAAGGACAGGACUGGAUACUGCAAACCGUGUAACUGCAAUGGCCACGAUUGCAAGCUGGUUAGUUACGACGAGGUCGUUUGUAACUGCCGACCACCAUUCACAGGACCCGAUUGCUCUACUGUUGGUGGUGAGCCAAUCGAGACCAGCACCAGACCACAACCUCCUCCUCAAAGCACUGUUGUAGUGAAGAUCACGAGCCCGACUAUCAAAAUUCAGAAAGUAGGAAGCACGGUCAACUUCACAUGCCAGGCUCAAAGUAGAAUGACCACUAAUCCUCUGCAAGUCAACUGGUACAAGGCUGAUGGGUAUUUGCCACAAGGCAGGCAUCAAAUAGAUACCAAUACUGGCUUAUUACUUAUAAUGAACUUACAAGUAUCUGACAGUGGAAAAUACAUUUGUCAGACUAGUGACGGUAUCUCGACGGGUCAAGCCAUCGCUACUCUUAAAGUACCAGUGAAUGAAAUGACAUUACCAACUGUGUCAAUAAGUCCAUCAGUUAAGGAAUACUAUGAAGGCGACCGGAUUGAACUCACAUGUGCGACCACUGGUAACCCGGCACCGAGGAUCACUUGGCAGAGGGUCGCUAACCGGCCACUGCCUCGUUCCGCAGUAACCUAUGAUGCCUUGCUUAUCAUAGACGACGCCAACGUUGAAGACUCUGGUGAAUACAGAUGUAUCGCGUCAAACUCGGCUGGCUCGACUGACCGCACCGCUAUUGUAACGGUGAGACCAAAGCCAUCCAGACCACCAAAGCAGAAACUAACCGUUUCAUCAUCAUCGACCACCAUUGACGAGGGACAGAGCACUCGAGUUGUAUGUACUGGAACGGCUAAUAUACCACCUGGAACUAUAGACUGGAUCAGGCAAGAUGGAAAUAACUUCCUGCCUAAUGUACGCGCCGAGAACGGAGUCCUUUACGUUGAAUUAGCGGUUCCCGAGAACGAUGGUGUCUACAUAUGUCAGACCACCCCGUACAUUAACAUAAACCCUGAGCUAGUCGUACUGAAAGUCAUACCCAACAGGCCACCCUCGCCUGAAGAAACAUCAAAUAUUACGCUCUCUGUUAAUCAGCUCAAGAUACCCACCGGUGGUAGUGGUACAAUCGAAUGUAUUCCACAAGGAUAUCCCUUGCCCCUAAUUAAAUGGACUAAGUAUCAAGAAAGAUUUGGGCCAAGUACGAGUCAAAGAGACAACACUCUAGUCAUUGCGAACGCGCAAGACAGUGACGCGGGAUACUAUCUCUGCGAAGGAAACGUCGACGGCCGGCCUGUUGUCAGCAGCUACAUAUACGUUGAAAUUGAACGUCGUGAAGCCCCUCGAGUUGACAUCUACCCUCAGGGCGAAAACUCAGUGACGCUAGGAAGCCAAUACGAACUGCAUUGCUACGUUAAUGGUGGUAUUCCACCACCAGUUGUCACUUGGGACAGGAACGGCGGAAGACCAUUCUCACAUCAUGUGGAGAUACAACAAAAUAAUAAAUUGAGAUUCCUUAACGUUGAGGUAAACGACGAAGGCGAAUACACGUGUACCGCGACCAAUGAUGCCGGCUCCUCAAGUGCCAGCGCUACCAUCAAAGUGCGAUCGCCACCUGUGAUCACUAUAACACCUAACAACUACAUCCAAGUUAUUAGAGGAGACAGAGUCAAUGUUGAAUGUCGUGCUGAUGGAUACCCUGAACCAGAAGUUUCUAUUAAAUCGGGCUCAGACUUACGUCUGUUAGUGCCCCCCUCACCAAGAAUAGCGGCGCUUAAUAUUCAAAAUGCAAACGAUGACGGCGACUACAUUUGCACGGCGACGUCUGCCGCUGGUACCAUCGAAGAGCAAUUUGUCAUCCGUGUGGAGAGAGGUGAUGGUGGCCUCAUUGAAAGCAGUGGAGACAACGAAAUUGGCGAAAGCGAUUCGUCGUACGAUGUACAGCCGAAAGACAUGGCAGUUAUCGAAGGGCAGCAAAGUCAAAUUAGUUGCAAUGCUUCAGACGAAUUCGACGUAGUCUGGACUCGCGCUGACGGAAAUCCUUUGCAAAGCAAUGCCAUGCAAGUAGGCAACGAGCUGAUCAUUAGAAACACUUCUAAAAGUGAUACCAGCGUAUACGAAUGCACUUUGUACUAUCGUCCGACUGGAGAGGCUCAACAAUCAGCAAGGACAAGUCUCCAAGUUGUAGCACCACCCACUAUUACUCUGAACCCUGCCACUCAGACCGUUCACCCUGGACAGUCGCCAACCGUGGAAUGCUUUGUUGAAGGCGAUGACAUAAUUGACGUAAUAUGGAGAUCGAAAUAUUCUAUGUUUUCAAGGCGAGUUGAGGUCCAAGAUCGUACCUUGAUAUUCCACAAAAUCGAAAUCGAAGAUGCCGGAGAGUAUGAAUGUUUUGCGAGAAAUAGAGUCGCGAAUGCAUCUGCCAUCGCCGAAGUUAGAGUCAGUGAAGAGACGGAUCGAGCGACUUCGGUGUCUCGCGAUAAUGAACAGACCGCGCACGUGGGCUCCGCUGUCAACCUCAGCUGCAAUGUCACGCUGCCGAGGCAAACCAUCCGCUGGACCAAGGACGGCAACCAACUCCCCAGAUCAGUUAUUCAGAAGAGCGAUGGGUCCCUUUUCAUCAGACUCGCCCAGAAAACCGACAGCGGCCUCUACGUCUGCCUCAUUACCGACAUUUACGGCAGACAGAUUAGCAAUUUCAUCGAUCUCCACAUCGAGGGCAAUGAGUGCUUGGAGACACAGUUCAAAUGCAACGAUGGCAGGAAUUGCAUAAACUUUGAAUUUGUAUGCGACGAUUACCCAGACUGCCAGGACUCGAGUGAUGAGUUAAGCUGUACAAUGUUAUCGGAUUCAAAUUAUACAAGUGGAACCCGUGUUGAAUCUUUGGGACUUGUUGCUAUCGAUCAGCCCCGAAGACCGUAUAGAGUCGGGGAUAAGGUCGAAGUAACGUGUAGAAUGAGAUCAAGGGAUAUCAGAGUUUCAUGGGAAAGGUUUAAAACAAAGCAGUAUGUCGAAUCAAGAGUCUACGGCGACGGAGCAAUGCUUCUUAUACCUGGCGUACAGGAGUCCGACGCUGAUGUCUAUAGAUGUAUCGGUCAAGAUCGCUACGGACGUGUCUCGUACGACAAUUUCACUCUUGAAGUAAUCCCAGGGCAAAAUGAAGCUUCUUAUCCAGUAGGCGAUAGAGAUACAACAUACACCGCUCGUUUGGGUGACAUAGUCGAAAUGCCGUGCAAUCACAACCUGGAGGAACCUGUUUCUAUCGAGUGGAGGCGAGAAUACUCUCAGCUUCCUCCUGGCGUUAGGCAAAACGAGCGCAUUCUGAGUUUGGAGAGUGUAUCGGAAGCGGACGCUGGGACAUACAUAUGCAGGGUGACCAAUAAUCGCGCGAGAGUAGAAACCCGUGCCACUUUACGUAUUGUGGGCGUAGUGCCCAAGUUUAAUGGCGACAGUUGGCUGGCUUUACCGACACUCAAGGACGCCUACAUGCAAUUUGACAUCGAGAUCUCUUUCAAACCAUCAGAUCCGAACGGAAUUAUCCUAUACAACAGUCAAAAUAAAAACGGUACCGGAGACAACUUGGUCCUUCAGCUUGUCGAAGGAGUACCAGAGUUCACACUUAAGUUUGAUACGUCAACUCCUUUGAUUGUUACGGGUGACCGACCAUUGCAGCUGAACGCUUGGCAUACUAUACGUCUGAGCAGAAGUGGCUCUAAAGUAACAAUGGACGUCGACAAUACCGGUCCGUUCGUAGCGGAAUCAUCGAAUCAGUACGAAGUGCUAGAUUUGUAUGCAAAUCUGUACGUCGGUGGUGCGCCAACUCAACGUCCCCCUGAACUCGAGAACGCUCCAAGCUUUAUCGGCUGCGUCAGCAUGCUCAUCCUCGGCAAGGAAGAAAAGAACAUCAUGUCGGAUAGCAUCGACAUGUACAACGUGAUGGACUGCAACUCCUGCACUCCCAAUCUCUGUCUCAAUAGUGGUGUGUGCCAAGAGGCUCGCAAUGAACGCGGCUACACCUGUCUGUGUCCCGCCGGUUACGCGGGACUGAACUGUGACCGUCCCGGUGAAGCUUGCCGUCCUGGUCUCUGUGGACUCGGAAAGUGCACCGACACUAUCGAUGGCUACAAAUGCACUUGUCCCGUCACUUACACAGGCAAAAAUUGCGAAGUUAAACAGAACAUUGCCUACCCAGCAUUCGCUGGCAGUGCUUACUUAGCAAUAAAACCGCCAAAGACUUCCCGAUUCCUGCGCAUGUCGAUGAAGAUCAGACCUAAAGCACCGGUCACAGACGGUAUCAUCAUGUAUUGUGCACAAUCAGCUCGUGGGUACGGAGGAUUCACUUCCUUGGCCGUACACGAUGGCAGGCUCGAAUUCCGCUAUGACCUUGGAGAUGGAAACACACCGAUCGUACUUAUUAGCAACAAUACCCUGGCACCCAAUGAAUGGACUGAUGUGAACAUCGCUCGCGUUGGACUUGUUGUGUCGUUGAAGAUAGACAUGACCAGCAGCUACGAAGCCAAAUUAGCUUCAGCUAAGGAUCUCAAUUUCGAAACGUCGAUGUUCGUCGGAGGAGUCGACGAUGAUUCGAUUGUCCUAAACAACAACACGGGCGUCACCGGCGGAUUCAGUGGAUGCAUCAAAGACGUUACUCUCCACGGAGAUACAUUAGAUCUUACCAACGCAUCGAUCCAAGCUGCCAACGUACAGGAAUGUGUCAACUAUGACCGCGGAGAUAUCCCAGAAACCGAGACUAUCUGCUCACAAUGUCGCAACGGCGGCUUCUGCACGUCAUCCGACAUGACAGCCUGCACUUGCCCCCUGGGCUUCAGCGGACUUUACUGCGAAACGAGAAUCCCAAGCCGUAGACCCCUCGGAGACCCGUGCUCGGUGUCGCCCUGCAGGAACGGUGGCACCUGCAAGACCGACCGUAGCCACAGGAUGAACUACACUUGCGACUGUCCGCUUGGUUUUGCCGGAUCGAACUGUCAAAUGCCCCUAGAAUUAUUCCAAAGCGUUGGCUUCAACGGUAACGGCUAUCUGGAACUGCCGGCGAAUUACUUGCGUUACGAUCAACUAGAAGUUGAACCGGAGUUGAUUGCGCUGGCGUUCCACACAUACAACGAUGGAGUUCUUCUAUACCAGAAAGAAGCUCAACUCUCAUACGGAGGCGAUUAUAUCAUGCUUAGAGUGGAGAGAGGAGUUGUUGUUAUGGAAUGGGACUUAGGAAGCGGCAGAAACAUCCUUUCCGUUGAUGACGUGCUAGUUAAUGACGACGAAAGACACGAAGUGUUUGCGAAAAUUUACGACGACAACCGCGUCGAGCUGACCGUUGGAUCGAAAACGAAGACUGCAAUGACCAACGGAAUCUCCAAUGUUAUGAACGCUGAUUCAAACAUAUAUAUCGGUGGUAUUCCAGACUACCUUAACACGCAGCACAAGUACCCAGGCCUCGUGGGUUGUAUAGAGCAAGUAGAGUUUAAGGGAGAGCGCAGUGUUACCCUCGGCAAGGUCGCUGUGGCGGGUAGAAAUACCCAGCCGUGCAAAAACCAAUGAACUUCUCAGUUCACUCGAGCACACCACAUCGAAGGAACGUAUUAUAAUCUCUCUACGUAAAUUUCAAGUUUCAAGCGAAAAUGUCAAUUGAUAAAAUUUAAGUCAAAAGUUAUCAACAUUCAAUUAAAAUCAGACACGAUUUAAAUUGUUCUUAAAAAAAAAUAGAUUAAAAAUGUUACGGCUUAUGAACUUGUUACGAGAUUUGGUAGGGACUUUAUUAAAAUAUACCCUCGUAUUUAGUAUUAAGGUAACUUCACCAUUGAGGACAAUACUGCUAGCUUAGAAUACUUAAGUAACUUGAAAUGUUAUUGUAAUAAUAAACUAUAUUAUAUCUUAAAUCAGAUUCAAAUUUCGAAUGGACAUUUUACAGGACAGUAUCUCCUACCACACGGGUGCUCUUCCCUGUAGAGCGAUGUAUAUGGUGCCAUAAAAUUUGAAUAUAAACGUAGUUAGGAAAAUAUUAACUUUUUUUUUUAAUUAAUUUUUGCUUAUCGAGCUUUGUAAUAUCAAAUACUAAAGCAAUAUAUUUGUUCGGUUUCACAGUCACUAUCCAAUUUUUGAUUGAUAUUGGGAGCUGCAAGGCUUUCGAUUUACUCGUACGUCAUGUGCCAAAACUGGUUCUAUAUUAAUUUAGUUUCCGCCACUGCCAUAUAAUUUGCUUUCUUUAUUAUUAUUAUUUUUAAGUUAAGUAGAUAGUACUCCAGUUAUCUAAGACGAAUAUUCUAAUUUUAAAUAUUUAGAUAAUAAUGAUUGUUUGUAAAAUUUCAGUGAUUCUGUAUAUUGUUCUAGUGAAAUCAACUGCGGUCGCAUUUAACUUAAAUAUAUCGCGAGUGAUUUGUUUAUCCGUUUUUACAUAUUUUAUAUGAUAUUACAAAAUUAUAUUUGCAUGAAAUGUAUUUGUUGUUUUUCGAGUAGCUUAGCUAAGAAUAAAUGUGGCAUUAAAUACCAAUCGUUACACGAACAUAAUUAUAUCGAUGAAAUCGUUUCAACGCAUCUCAAUUUAUAUUUCGAUGAACCUGCCUACAUGUUAUAUUGUCUAUCUGUGUACUGCUGCUAAAUGAACAAAUGCAAUUAAUAAAAAUAAAAAAAAAUGUAUAAAAAUA